AUGGCAGUUCAGGAAGACGAAGCCAUUGCGGACAAGUUCGAUUUUCUCUGCAUUGGUCAUCUGCAAUUGAAUGAAAAUUUCAGGUCAUUUCAGUUACCGGAAAUAACGUUUCCUCCGGUUCGACGUCAAAGAGCAAGGAGAGAUCGUCUGUCUCGACAUAAUUCCGUUAGCCAGGAUGAAAACUAUCACCACCUCUCCUAUGGACAGCAGCAAGCAAUAGAAGAGCCCCGAGCCUUUCACCCUCCGAAUGUAUCGCCUCGUAUGUUGCACCCAGCCGCUCACCCGCCACAGCAGAAUGCAGUGAUGGUUGACAUUCAUGAUCAGAUCCAUCAGGGCACAGUCCCUGUUUCAUACACAGUGACAACAGUGGCGCCGCAUGGGAUCCCACUUUGCACAGGCCAGCACAUCCCAGCCUGCAGCACGCAGCAGGUUCCAGGGUGCUCAGUGGUUUUCAGCGGACAGCACCUUCCGGUUUGCAGUGUGCCUCCCCCAAUGCUUCAGGCAUGUUCAGUCCAGCACCUACCAGUACCGUACGCAGCAUUCCCACCCCUCAUUUCUAGCGAUCCGUUCCUUUUGCAUCCUCCUCAUCUCUCUCCACACCACCCUCCUCACUUGCCACCUCCAGGACAAUUUGUUCCUUUCCAAGCACAGCAGUCACGGUCGCCACUUCAAAGAAUAGAAAAUGAAGUAGAACUGCUUGGAGAACAUCUUCCUGUAGGAGGUUUUACAUACCCUCCCUCAGCCCAUCCACCAACAUUGCCUCCCUCAGCUCCUCUCCAAUUCUUAACCCACGAUCCUUUACACCAGGAGGUGUCAUUUGGUGUACCUUACCCACCUUUUAUGCCUCGAAGACUCACAGGGCGCAGUAGAUACCGAUCACAGCAGCCAAUAGCACCGCACCCUUACCAUCCCAGCCUAUUACCAUAUGUGCUAUCAAUGCUCCCAGUGCCACCUGCAGUUGGACCACCUUUCAGCUUUGAAUUGGAUGUGGAAGACGGAGAAGUGGAAAACUAUGAGGCGCUGCUGAAUUUGGCAGAACGUCUAGGAGAAGCCAAACCACGAGGACUGACAAAGGCAGACAUUGAGCAGCUUCCAUCCUACAGGUUCAACCCAAAUAACCACCAGUCAGAACAGACAUUGCAAAUCGUACCUGCCCAAUUUGUAGAGCUGAUGCUUCGGAAGUGCAUCGUGAUUCAGAAUGACCAGUCUAAGAGCACAAAUCUGGUUUGGGUGUUCCUGGUCACGUGUAUAUUUGAACUAUCCAUCGAACUUACCCAUGUGGCUUCCAGCCUUCCCUUUACACAAAAGGGUCAAUGGACCUUACUUUGCACUGUGUGACUUAAUCAAUUAUAAAGCUUAUAAUUAGUCUUCACAAUUAUUGGAUUGUUAUACUAACAGUGUGAUUGGAACUCCAAAGAUUUUUUUUCUUUAGCUUAAUUUUGUGUGUGCACUAACAUUCCCUGGUUUUUGUGUGAUCAUUCCGAGUGUUGCUGCGAGAUUACAGUGGACGUGAUCUUUUAGCAUGUGCUUUUGUAUAAAAGAAAAAGGAAAAAAAAAAAGUGGUAGCUCCAAACAAUAUAGCAAUCUACCUUAUAUAGAGCCUUCAAAUACUGUGAGUGGGAACGAAUGGUGUGAAUGUGUGAGAGGAUGCAGGAAGUGUGCUUGUGAUUGGGUGAGCGUGUGUGUUUGAGAACCUAUAUACCAGCAUGUACUGAGAACGUAUGUGUGUAGUAUUAAUUAUGCUGCAAUGUAUAAUCUUGUGUGUUAUUUAAACAGUACUAGUACUGUACACUGGUUUCUUUCCUUGUGUUUGCAGUUGCACACAGAAUGCGAUGGGUGCAGCAAUUACAGACAUUUAAUAUUUCCUCCGCAAUGUACUUACUGGUAUAAAGACCUUUUUACCUACUAUUCAAACAGCUGUUUUUCUUCCCCUUCGUUGGAGGCUUUUAAGUGUACCACUAAAGAGUGCAUUGAUUGCUCGUAUGUGAGUAUUCUUGGGGAUUUUUUUAGCAUAUGUUACAAAAUCCAGAUUUUAAAAUGGCAGAUUUACGAGUUAUUUUAUCAAUGUAAAGUUGCAAUAUCGCACAAAUCAGUUAGCAAUAUUAUCAAUUUGAGUUGGUAAUUGGAAUACCAAUGCUUUUCUGUUCUCCUUUUCGAUUUUUCUAGCUGGGUUUUACUUGCAUUCAGUCGAUUUCGGAUUAGACUUGAGUUUUGAAGAUGCUGCAGUUACGUGCUCCUUUCCUGAAAAGAAACAGAAAGGACACUGAGGGUCUUGUGCAACAGCUCUUCACUUUUGGCCAUUGUACUUGCUAAGUACAUAAUCCAGUAGCUUAUGAACAUUGACUUUAAUCACUUACAUUCUUUGUCAUUUGCAAGGGAGUUUGUAUACUGUUAAAAUAACUUGUAAGAGGUUACAAUUUUAUUCCUGCAACUUCAUGAAUAAAAUAAAAUUUUUAGCAUUUUCUCAGAGAAGUAGAACUUCUGAUUUGUCGUUCUUGUUGUUGCUGUACCACAAAAUGGGGUGGUGCUUAGUCAUUCACUGCAGGUUUCAGUUGUCCUGAGGUGCUGCUGCUUGCCCUCCUUAUAAUCGUGAUGAGUAUCAUAUGAAAAAGAAACUUUCUUGAUUUUUGCAAUCAGGUUUCCAGAGUAUUCCACUACAGGAGAAAAGAAAAUUGGAACAUCUUCCAGAACAAAAAAUACUGUGAAAUGGGAGGUGGUAACCUGCGUUCGAUUGUCCUCUGAAUAAUGAUUUGUUGAAAAAGUAAGCUUCGAUUAUAAGGUUUCCGACUGUUAACACCGUCAAGAUAUUUCAGUAAAAUCCUUAGGUCUCCGUAUGCCGUAGUUAUUCAAUGGAUGCACCGUUUUUGCGUCAAAAUGCUUUCUCCUAAAUUCAGUGUCAUUACUUUCGUUGCAAUAGUACAAGAGGCAGCAAUAUUGCUAUAUUGCUGUAACUUGCUGCCAGUCUCAGCUUUAAGGUUAUUCUUUAUCAUUUCUGAUGCUUCUGUAUGUUGCUAUGCUUUAGUAUCAGUUAUAUUUUCAUUUUCCAUGCUGCUUGCCCUGCUUUGAAGGUUCUACAGACCCAUCACCGCUUGUGGUUCAAGUAAAAUAAAAGCACAAUUUUGCCCAUAUUUCAGAUGCACUUGCCUCUGUUUAGUUAUGCAAGUAGUUCUCAAAAACAAUCUGUCCAAACCUGUCAGUACUGAAGAACACUAAAUAAAUGAUAAUACGCCAUUACAUCAACUUCAAAAUACUGGAAUUUUUCUCUCUCCCAGGGGACUUAAAGAACGGAUUUCACAAUAACACAAAACAGGUUGAAUUACAUAUAGUAAAAUUUAUUUUUUUAACAAAUGAAAUCGUGUUGUUUAAUAAAGCAUAUGCCACAUAUGUCUUACGAUAGUUAGGGUCUUUUAUACAGCUGCAAAACAAAUUUCUACCUGUACAGAUUUAACUGUAACAAACACUACUAUUCUCAGUAUUCGAUUUGAAACUUGGGAAGAAGGUACUUUGUCUUGGCUAGGUAUAAAUACAUAAUGAACAAGGCACGUUCUUCUAGAGCCAAGGGAAAGUAGUCCUCUUUCUGGAACUGUAGAAAUCUUGGUGUAUAAUGUCCCUUUUUCCCAAUAAAACUCCAUGAGGCAGUGGGAGACUCAGGAGACGGAGGGUCUGAUUUAGUAAAAUACUGAAUCCGGCCGUUGCACUCUUGUGGCUGAUCUCUUCAGGAGCGUUUCUUCCGUUUGCAUGAAACUCUGGCAGGCGCGUGCCGACUUGCUUGCUGCGGUCAGCGUGCGUGAGCAGCGCGCCGUGCAUUCCCUCCCAGUCGGCUCUGCCCGGCUGCAGCCCAGCCCUCUCUUGCCGCCGCCGAGGGGGCGGGCAGGGGCUUUGUACGCGGCCGUCAGCUGCCCCGCGCGGUGCACGUUCGUGGGUAGCUCCAGGACCCAGCAGGACUUUCUGCUCGUUGCUUUCGUGUCGCCACCUGUCCCCCUCCUCUCCAAAAACAACUCGCAACCUGUUGGCUUUACCAUAUUGGCGCUGCUGUGUUUCUCGCAUAAACUGUCAAAUUAAUUUGGCAUUUUGUAGUGGAUAUCAAGGCCUACAGAUAAUUUCAAGGUCUGAUACUGCAGUCUUCUUUACAAAAGAGUUAAAGCCUUUCAUUGUAUGCCAUUUUGUGCAGGCCCUUGAAUGUGAUUUUACAGCUGUCGACACAUUACGUAAUACUUGGGUUGGGAUUUACCUUUUUUAGUUUUACUGACGGAAAAUGCAUUUUUGACUGAGUUAUCUUUAGGCCUUUAUAAGAGCUGUGUUUUUUUCUUUGGUACAUUCAGUUACCUCAUUUUGCUACUUAUGUUUCAGAUUUGCUAAUGAUUAUGAAAGCUUAUGGAUUUUGUUGGAAUCGUAUUUUGUCAAGUGUUUUCUUUAAAUCAUACUCUAUUGUAUCAUUUAACAUGUAGUUUUAAAUGUAUUAUAAAUAUCUGUAACCAAAUCAUUUGAAGGCUUGAUAAAUUUUUAACAAAAUUUGUACAUUUUUUAUGAGAGUUACUAGUAAUGCUUUACUAAGUAGUGCAAUGGAUUUUUAUUUUUAAUCCGUGUGCCCGAUUUUGGAGUUGAGAGAGUUGUUCAGUAAUAAAUGUAUGAUGUACACUUA
Struthio camelus australis is the source of this 4642-nucleotide messenger RNA. Lineage: Eukaryota; Metazoa; Chordata; Aves; Struthioniformes; Struthionidae. The record is from RefSeq and is a predicted model, not a curated record.